Paramisgurnus dabryanus is the source of this 1761-nucleotide messenger RNA. It is a transcript of the gene bmp2a, whose product is annotated as bone morphogenetic protein 2a. The record is from RefSeq and is a predicted model, not a curated record. NCBI's taxonomy places the organism in Eukaryota, Metazoa, Chordata, Actinopteri, Cypriniformes, Cobitidae. Gene Ontology annotation, molecular function: growth factor activity; cytokine activity. Gene Ontology annotation, cellular component: extracellular region.
GUCAGGUUAAGCGUGAUCAUGGUCUCCUCCGGCUGCGCGCUCAUGGUUCUGAUGGUCGCUCAGGUGCUCUUUGGAGACUCCAGUGGACUCGUUCCUCAGGUCGGUCGCUCCUCGUUGUCCCAGGACGUCUUACAUGCCUUUGAACUUCGGCUUCUGAACAUGUUUGGACUCAAACACAGACCUGUUCCCAGCAAGUCUCCGGUGAUUCCGCAGUACAUGCUGGACCUGUACUCGAUGCACUCGGUGAACGCGGAGCAGAGUAACAGCUACCGACCCAAAGUCUCCGCGGGGAAAGGUUCAGAAAGAUCCGCGAGCCGCGCAAAUACAAUCAGGAGCUUCCACCACGAUGAAUCUAUGGAAGAUCUGUCCAGUUCAAGUGGAAAAACGACUCAACGGUUCAUAUUCAACCUGAGCUCGGUCCCCAGCGAGGAGUCGGUGACAUCAGCAGAGCUGCGGAUAUUUCGAGAGCAGGUGACCAAUGGCAGCACGGGAUACCACCGAAUAAACAUUCACGAAAUCAUCAAACCUUCUGGAACCUCUAAAGAGGCAAUCACGAGACUCCUGGACACCCGGCUGGUUCAGCACAGCUUGAGUAAAUGGGAAAGUUUUGACGUCAGUCCCGCCAUCCUGAGGUGGACAGCGGACGGGCACCCUAACCACGGCUUCGUGGUGGAAGUGGUUCACCCGGACGGCGAGGAGGAGAACUCCAAAAAGCACGUUCGCAUCAGCAGAUCCCUGCACGACAGGGAGGACACGUGGCCACAAAUGAGGCCGCUCUUGGUGACCUACAGCCACGACGGCAAAGGCAGCGUGCUUCACGCUCGAGAGAAACGCCAAGUACGGACAAAUAAACAGAGGAAGAAGCACAAAGCGACCUGCAAGAGACACUCGCUCUACGUAGACUUCAGCGACGUGGGCUGGAACGACUGGAUAGUCGCCCCGCCGGGUUACCAUGCGUUUUACUGUCAGGGGGAGUGCCCGUUUCCUCUUGCGGACCACCUGAACUCCACCAACCACGCUAUUGUACAGACACUGGUGAACUCCGUGAACAACAACAUUCCCAGGGCCUGCUGCGUUCCCACGGACCUGAGCCCCGUUUCUCUGCUCUACCUGGAUGAAUAUGAGCGAGUGAUCUUAAAAAACUACCAGGACAUGGUUGUGGAGGGCUGCGGGUGCCGCUGACCCCUCAGACAUUUACAGACGCUUGAGUUUUCCCAAUACUAAACUUUAUUUAUAAUAAAGUCAAACACAUAUUUUGGAAAAGUAUAUAAAGAUAUAUUUAUGUUCACUACUGGGAAAAUAAAUAUUUUAAUCAGAGUUCAGAAACUGAUCAGUUCCACAGCAUUUAUAUUUUACAUAUUUAUUUAUUUUAUAAAUGUUUUUAAUGCAUAAGGUUGAAAAUUGUACAUGUUUUUAAGUAUGCCGAAUGCAAGAGAAAAUGCACUUGAUGGCAAAGCUAAAGUAAGAAAGCAUAUCGAACCAUCCAAACAAACAUGCAGUUGAAGUCGCCGGGUUUUGAGUUAACCUGCUGUAAAUGUGAACGGGAGUUAUUUAGUAGCAAUGUGACGGGUAGUUAACACUGAUUGUUCAGGUAAUCAGCCGGGUGAGUCUCAGUUUAGUCUCUCAGAAUGAGCUCUUGAGAUCUCGGAGACAAUGGCCGGCCGGGUCGGUUGUGUGAUUUCCUCCAGCUUUAUAUUGAGGUGAACUAAUGAAGAGUCGUUCACAAGAGCCGAGUUAUAUUAGAGGGAUGUUGUUUAACGA